Molecule: messenger RNA, 1847 nt
Organism: Colossoma macropomum (tambaqui)
Lineage: Eukaryota; Metazoa; Chordata; Actinopteri; Characiformes; Serrasalmidae
Gene: f3a
Product: coagulation factor IIIa
Exons: 6
Coding region: 228-1094 (288 amino acids)
Biological process (GO): blood coagulation
Cellular component (GO): membrane
Molecular function (GO): protein binding
Source: RefSeq, a predicted model, not a curated record
GCUGAAUAGAGGAGGGACACGAGUCAGUUAUGAGCAGUGACUCGCUCACUCCACUAAUGCUAUUUGGCUCCGAGUCUGGGGGAUUACACACUAACACCAAUUCUUCAGGACCAUAUAAAUCUCACGGGCGGAGUUUACAGUAGCCCAUUUUCACCUGGUCUCAGGAGUUUUUCAUCAGCUGAGGUUUGGAGUUCAGCUUUCCUCUGGGAAUACAGUGAAGGGGCACGAUGCGGACAAAACUCUCCGGCUUUCUCUGUGUAUGGGCGUUCUUUUUGACCACCGACUGUGUUUCAGGCACGUUUCCAAAGGCCCAGAAUGUCACCUGGGACUCUUUGAACUUCAAGACACUGUUAACAUGGAGCCCUAAACCAGUGAACUAUUCCUAUACGGUAGAGUUCGCCAAAAAGGGCCAGAACAGCGAAAGGCGUCCUUCCUGUAUUCAAACCACUGAAACUGAAUGUGAUCUAACUGCUGGACUCACAGACCUCAAAGGUCAUUACUACGCAGAUGUACUGUCAGAACCAGCGCGGGGCGAGACCUCUGACCUCGUUGAGCACCCCCACACAACAUCUCCCCAGUUCAUUCCCUAUCAAGACACUGUCAUCGGCAAACCUGAAUUUAAGAUUGAGGUGAGCGAUGAUCAGCGGAAAAUAACCCUCUAUGUAACAGACAUCCCAACAGCCAUCAUUGAUGAUAAGAAACAGAGACUGACCAUUCGAGAUAUCUUUAAAGAUGACUUGCAGUAUAAGAUCACCUACAGGAAAGCCAAGAGCACUGGGAAGAAAGAGAAGUUCAGUGCGAGCAGUGAGAUUGUGCUGACGGAUCUGGACAGAGGCAAGAGCUACUGCUUCAAUGUGCAAGCUUACAUUCUCUCCCGCAGACCUGACAAACAGCUGGGCGAGCUCAGUAACGUGCAGUGCUCUCCAGAGGAGGCUACAUCUAUCUUUGAAGAGUACAGCUUGACAGUGAUUGUUUCAGCCAUUCUAGGCAUCGUUGUGAUAAUAGCAGUGGUGAUUGUAGUUAUAGUGGUGUGCUGCAAAAAGCAAAAGCAAAGUGCGCGGAAAAGGGAGCGACUGCCUUUGAGGUACGUGUGAGGAGUGUGUUUUCAUCUCCCUUGAAAACAGAACCUCACACUCAUGGGAAUACAUGGUACAAGCGAACUGGACCCAACAUUUCAAAGCAUCCUCACUUCAACACUUCGGGGGGAAACACUGGAAUUCUACAUUUUGUUUCUAUGAAACUUAACAAGGUAGAUGUUAUCUGUGAUUUAUUAUCUAAUGCUGCAUAUGUUCAUAGCUCUUUUUGUCAAUGGUACUUUCAGUUACUGUCAUUAUUUACUGUACUUUAUAAGCUUGCUGGAGCUUAGAGUUUACUGUUUUUAAUUGGUAGUGAUCAUUGGGGACUACUAAAUAGUUUGGGAGCUUUACUGUUGGGAAAACCAGAAUAUACUUACAUAACUUACAUAACAGAUAUUUUGUGUGUGGGCACUUAUUUAUUUUUGUAUCUUUUAUGAAAGCAAUAUCUGUAUAUUAGUUUUAAUAAUCAUAUUUAUGGUUUUGCAGUUCACUGUAAUAGAUGUACAACUUACAAAGCAUUUUUAAGACCUGAGAGCUACAGAGUAAAAUUAUAUUAUAUUAAAUUAUUAUUAUUAUUAUUAUUAUUAUUAUUAUAUGUAUUGUGUUAUAAAACUGGAGAGGAUAAAUAACCAUGCUAACAAUAAGAAAGAUUCAGACAUUAAAAAAUGUUAUUUGUUACUUUACAGAUGUGUAAUCUGUGGAAAAUGGUACAAAACUUGUGUUAUCAUCACUUUUUUGAAACUUUAAAUAAAUUCUGUACAUUCACUUGAA